This is a messenger RNA of Ziziphus jujuba (common jujube), 1211 nucleotides long. Its product is annotated as protein VACUOLELESS GAMETOPHYTES. The transcript has 2 exons. Bases 204 to 971 code for a protein of 255 amino acids. The record is from RefSeq and is a predicted model, not a curated record. Lineage: Eukaryota; Viridiplantae; Streptophyta; Magnoliopsida; Rosales; Rhamnaceae.
ACGAGGAAGCCAGUGCUCUCUCUCUAUAUAUAGAGGAUAUUUUAUGCUCGAAAAAAUGCACGUCCAAAUUAAUUAUUGCUAUUUAUAUUGCUUUCUGUAUUCUCUCAAAUACCUAUAAAGAUUUCUUGCAUUUUUUAUUCCCACCGCAGCAACAGAUAUCUGAUACGCUUCGAAAGCCCAAAAAAAGAGGUUGCAACUCAGAUAUGGGAAAAACUGGUAAUUACCAUCCUAGCCACCAAGAGCACCCACUGGAGCUCAAGUCAUUUCACAAACCCUACAAAUGCGACGGCUGCAAAGAGACAGGCUUCGGAAAGAGAUACAGAUGCGACCGAUGCGACUUCGAUCUCCACGAAGAUUGCAUGUUUCUCGCCGACCAAAAAUCCCACGCUUCCUUCAGAGGUUCGACAUUCGAGUUCUUGGAACAUCCUCCGCGAAAAUGCGAACGAGACAAGUACUGCAAAGACUGCGAAAGAUAUUGCGACGCUUGUGGAAAACCCGUCAAGGGUUUCGUUUACCAUUGCGCAAAAAAUGGUCUAGAUUUGCACCCUUGUUGCAGUAAUCUCAAGCAAGUGCUUAAAAUCGAUGGCAAAGAGUUUCGGCUCGGCAAAGGCGUGAAGUCGAAAUGUUUUUGGUGCGAAAAAGUGAAAGUUAAAGGCAGUGUUUCUGGUAUAAGAGGCUGGUCUUAUGUUUCAUUGUGCAAUGAGUACCGUCUUCAUGUUUAUUGUGCUACUGAAAUGGUUUCCGAGGUUUGGAAAAGUAGAGACAAGAUUGGUAGCGGUAAUAAUAAUAAAAAUGACUGUUUGGAUUUGGAGAACUUGAAGCUUCCAAAGAGUUUGGCAAAGUUGAGAAAAAAUGGUGCAAGGGGGAAUAAGUAUUGGAGGAUUAUAAAAGCAGUUCUCAGGACAAUUGCUUGUAUCCUUAUGGGUGAACCAACCAUUACCAUGACUUGCCUUGUUGAAUUGCUCAAGUAAAAAGUGUUUAGUAGUUAAUUAUGGAUUUUCCAAUAAGUUUCUCUGUUUUAUUAUGACAGAAUCAUUGUAAAUAGGUGUGAGAGUUGUAAGAGACGUUGGAUUUUUUUUAUUUUAUUUUUUUUUGGGGCAAAACUUAUACAAGUUAUGUAAGUUUUGGAGUUUGGUAUAUUGUAUUCGAACCAAGAAAAAUAUUUUCAAAUAUCGAUAGUGGAAAAAGCUUUCUGAAGUUAUAAUCAUAAA